Salvelinus namaycush (lake trout) is the source of this 892-nucleotide messenger RNA. RefSeq names its product ER membrane protein complex subunit 9 (gene emc9). The coding region runs from base 179 to 796 and encodes 205 amino acids. Gene Ontology annotation, cellular component: EMC complex. The record is from RefSeq and is a predicted model, not a curated record. Lineage: Eukaryota; Metazoa; Chordata; Actinopteri; Salmoniformes; Salmonidae. The transcript has 6 exons.
AAAUUUGCUCAAUCGAUGCAGCUUCUGCUCCACACUGCACAUGUUUGUAAAUUAUCCAUGUAUUCAAUAUUUUGUUAUCUUUAUUAAUAUGCAAUAUUAGACAGUUGAGUUUGUAUCCGGACGCUUGCUUUACUGGUCUUCUGAAAUCUCAUCCCAAGAAAUAAUAUCCUUUGACGUCAUGGGGGAGGUUGAGUUGUCCUGUCUCGCCUAUGUGAAGAUGUACCUGCACGCCUGUCUGUUUCCACGGUGCAGUGUCAAUGGGCUGCUGUUGUCAUCCAGCCCAGCAGGUGGCGCUGUGUGUGUGACAGACUGCGUUCCCUUGCUUCACACUCACCUACCAUUGGCUCCCAUCACCCAGCUGGCUCUCACACAGGUGGAUGUAUGGUGUGCACAGACACAGCAGAGGAUUGUAGGAUACUACCAAGCCAAUGCCUGUGUGUCAGACAGCAGCCCUACGCCAUGCGCGUUGAAGAUUGCAGACAAGAUCGCCGAGCAGUGUAACAAUGCAGUUUUGUUAAUGAUUGAUGGUGGAAAGAUGUCUCCUGACUACAGGGUGCCUCCCAUCGUGAUGUAUGAGCGAAAAGAUACCCGCUGGACCCUCAAAGACAAACACACGAUAAUGCUGCAGCAGUGGGAGGAGACUCGGGACAUAGCCAGUCAGCUGCUGGACUCUGGAGAUCACUCGUUAUUAGUUGAUUUUGACAGCCAUUUGGACGACAUCACUAGGGACUGGACAAAUCAGAAACUGAAUGCCAAAAUAGCAGAGCUUGCCUCACCAGCCAAUGGUAAUGUUUGAAAUAAGCUUGUAGAUAACUAACUUUUGAGUUACAUCUUUAAAAUGUAAAUAAAGUUGGAAUUAUAUACAGUAUGUCUUAAACCUGCUGAAACUACA